UGAUGAGCUCUGCCCCAAGUGACAUAAGAGGCAGGAAGAAUAAAGUGGGCGAGGGAGGGAGAGAGAAAGAUGCCAUUUCUUGGAAGUUGCAGGCAAGACUUAUUUCCGAGUUUAGAUGCUGACUUCCAACGGUUGCUCAGGUCUUUUGAUACUUGGAAUAUCUUUCAUAUAUAUAUAUAUAUAUAUAUUAAGUUACCCACUUAUUCUAUCCUCGCCAAACACCACUUGAGAUUUGGUGUCAAGCUCUCUUGGAGAGAGAGCGAGAGAUGGUGAGGUCUCCCUGCUGUGAUAAGAUGGGGCUGAAGAAAGGGCCAUGGACGCCUGAAGAAGAUCGAAUUUUGGUAUCUUACAUUCAACAGCAUGGCCACCCCAACUGGCGAGCUCUUCCCAAGCAAGCUGGACUAUUGAGAUGUGGGAAAAGUUGCAGGCUCCGGUGGACAAACUACUUGCGGCCGGAUAUUAAGAGAGGAAACUUCACCAGGGAAGAAGAGGAGACUAUCGUCAAGCUACACGAACUUCUUGGCAAUCGAUGGUCUGCAAUUGCAGCGAGAUUACCGGGCCGCACCGAUAACGAGAUCAAGAAUGUCUGGCAUACCCACUUGAAGAAGAAGCUCAAAACUCAUCAUCACUCCCCCUCCAAUCUCAAACCACAACCUAUCACACUUUCGAAGGCCCUGAAUUUAGAUCACACCCUUCACCGCCAAAGCCCUAGCGGUUUUGGGUUUCCUCUGGUUUCUCCUCAAACCUCUUCCAGUGAAUUUUCGUCCAAUGCGACCGUCAAGGACGAGCGGAUGGACGCGUCCGAAACGUUCGCUUGGAUGGACGAGAGCUUUCGGUUGGAAGAAUUUUCCGACGAGAAAUCAAGGACCGACGAUUGGUUGCCGUUGUCCAAGGCCCGGAGUUGCAGUUUCAACGUGGACGACGGCAUGGAGUUUUGGUACAACCUGCUGAUCAAAACUGGCGGUCCACAAGAAUUGCCAGAGUUUUGAUUUGGACACAGCUUUGGUCAGAUUACAAAUUUACCCCUCUUGGAAAUUUGAGUUUCUUGGCGCAUUAUUUGACCGUUGGCUGCAGUUUCCAGGAAAGUCCAAAACUUGGAGGAAUCAUUAAUUCCAUUGACAAAAAAAGAUAGAAGAAGGAGGCCUUCGCUGGAAAGGAAUAUUUUAGACAGGAAAUGUAAGUGGGAAUUGAUGCCGAAUAAUGUAUUGAGAUAUGUGUAUAAAUAGAUAGGUUUUAGAGGGAGAGGUUCAAAUCAAACCCUAGUUUUCCAACCUUGUGACGUGAACUAGCCAUGUUUAUGCUGUUCAUCAUACUGGGCCUUCUCUGGCUGAAAAUAAUGAUGAUGACGAUGAUGAUGGUGAUGACAGAACACAAUCUGAAUCAUCAUGGGUACUUUAUCUAACACACAUGAAUGAUAGUGAUUGUAAAUUCUCGCCUAUAAAUAUGAUUGUAUAUUUGUAUUGAGUUGGGCUGAUACUGUGUAGGCUUUAUGGCCAAAUUACAUUUAUCUUUAUGUUGGUAAA
Molecule: messenger RNA, 1523 nt
Organism: Diospyros lotus (date-plum)
Lineage: Eukaryota; Viridiplantae; Streptophyta; Magnoliopsida; Ericales; Ebenaceae
Product: transcription factor MYB30-like
Exons: 3
Coding region: 267-989 (240 amino acids)
Source: RefSeq, a predicted model, not a curated record